Messenger RNA from Phalaenopsis equestris, 472 nucleotides. RefSeq names its product probable aspartyl protease At4g16563. The record is from RefSeq and is a predicted model, not a curated record. The coding region runs from base 7 to 429 and encodes 140 amino acids. Lineage: Eukaryota; Viridiplantae; Streptophyta; Magnoliopsida; Asparagales; Orchidaceae. Gene Ontology annotation, cellular component: plant-type cell wall. Gene Ontology annotation, molecular function: aspartic-type endopeptidase activity. Gene Ontology annotation, biological process: proteolysis. The transcript has a single exon.
GGCGAGAUGCACCGCCGGUUAGCAGCGGAGUUUAGGCGGCAGAUGGGGAGGCGCGGGUACAUUCGAGCCCACGAAGCAGAGGAGCGAACGGGGCUUGGGCCGUGCUAUGAGUAUGGAAAUGGGACGAAUGAGAGCAGAGGAGUGCCGGCCAUGGGAUUCCACUUCGCCGGAAACGCAACUGUGUGGCUGCCGACGAGGAACUACUUUUUGGGGUUUGAGAGCGAGGGGCAGCAUGUGGGAUGCUUGAUGGUGAUCAGUAGUGGAGAUGAAGCGGAGGAGGAAGAGGAGGAGAAUGGAGGCGAGCCGGCCGGAACGCUGGGGAAUUUACAGCAGCAGGGGAUGGAAGUGGUGUAUGAUUUGGAGAUGGGAAGAAUCGGGUUUGCACGGCGGCGGUGCGGCGAGCUGUGGGAUUCAGUAUCACGCGGGUGACCGCACGUGUAACCGUUUUUUUUUUUAAGAUUUACGUAAAUAG